AUGUCUUCGGCAUUCGAAUCGUCGCUGUCUGCCAGCAUCAACCGUCAGUCCCUGAUGGCAACGCCAUCAGUAGCGGAUACCCUCCCAAACGCGAAUUUCGGCUUCGACGAGCUUCGUGACCGCAUGUCCAAGUUCUCGUCGAAAUUCGACAUUUUUAUUGAGCAGGGCCGCAAACGUGUUUUGGAGGAGAGGAACCAAUUUCGCAUGAACAUCGCAGAACUUCAAGAGGAUCAGCGCAUGAAGAAGAAGGACAUUGAAAUCCUCCAACUCAAGACCAGCACACAUCAGCAGACGGUCCAAAAAGAAAAGGCCGAGACACGCGAGAUGCAAGCCGCCAUCGCACAGCUUGCGGAAGAGCGCGAUAAGCAUCUGGCAACACGCGACGCCCUCAAGAAACAGAUCGAGGAGACACAAAAAGAGAUCGACGCCCGACUGGCUGCACAGCGGGCACACGCGAAGCAACUCGAAGCGCAAUCGCGAUUCAACGUUCCCGAGCUCGAGUUUUGGCAGCAGAACCUCGGCCUACGGAUAGAAGGGGCGGGCCAGGACGAUCGACUCAAGUUUAUCUACACAUACGUUGACGAGAAGGACUGGGAAAGAGAGGCAUGGUUUGAGCUUUGCACCUCGAGCAGGGACUAUGACAUCCGACACUGCCGGCCCAAGCUUGAGCGCGAGCGCGUGGAAAGGGUGCUGGACCAACUCAAUGAGACGCGGGAACUGGCGGUGCUGCUCAAGGGCAUGCGUGAGCUGUUUGUAGAAGCGAUGAAGGCAUGA
This is a messenger RNA of Colletotrichum truncatum, 774 nucleotides long. Its product is annotated as kinetochore protein spc25. Lineage: Eukaryota; Fungi; Ascomycota; Sordariomycetes; Glomerellales; Glomerellaceae. The record is from RefSeq and is a predicted model, not a curated record. Gene Ontology annotation, biological process: chromosome segregation. Gene Ontology annotation, cellular component: Ndc80 complex.